This is a messenger RNA of Vicia villosa (hairy vetch), 390 nucleotides long. RefSeq lists its product as uncharacterized. The transcript has a single exon. Bases 1 to 390 code for a protein of 129 amino acids. The record is from RefSeq and is a predicted model, not a curated record. Lineage: Eukaryota; Viridiplantae; Streptophyta; Magnoliopsida; Fabales; Fabaceae.
AUGGAAGAAGCAAAUGGUGUUCAUUCUCCCAUGUUAAGUCACAACAAACCCAGAAAAUUUGGCACUGAUGUUAUGCAGGAUCCUACACUGUACAGGUCUGUUGUGGGAGCUCUCCAAUAUGUCACAUUAACAAGACCAGAAAUUGCCUUCUAUGUCAACAAAGUCUGCCAAUUUAUGGAAAUCUCUCUUGAUAGCCAUUGGUGUCUUGUGAAGAGGAUUCUUAGAUAUCUAAGUGGUACUUCUACACAUGGGCUGCUACUAUCUCCAACUUAUCCAAGUCAAGCAUUAUCUCUAAGAGCCUACAGUGAUUCUGACUGUGCCAAUGAUCCUGAUGAUAGGAGAUCCACCUCUGGAACAUGUAUCUUCAUAGGGCCUAACCUGAUAUCUUAG